UUUAAAUUUUCAUCGACAUUGUUUUUGAACGUGAACAGAGCCGCCAUGGCUUUGAUUCUGCUGGCGAGUAUAUUGGCCAUCCAUGUAGGUAUCCAGGAUUCAAGCCUUACUGGCUCCGAUUUUGGUGCUUGGGACUAUUUGACCCUUCUGGGCCCUCCCAUAGACCAAUAAAAACUGAAGUUUUCAGGGGACUAACAGCAUCUGUUCGCCCACGAUUAUCAACUCCUUCACAGUGUUACGCUUUUUGCGAUGGCGGAUGGAGGUCCAAGGUAUACAGUUGAUGAAGCUCUUGUCACCGUGGGUUUUGGGAAAUUCCAAUUCCUUGUGCUACUCUAUGCUGGGAUGGGUUGGGUUUCGGAGGCGAUGGAGGUUAUGAUUCUCUCGUUUGUUGGACCAGCAGUUCAUUCGAAAUGGGGUCUUACUUCUCGCGAGGAAAGCCUCAUAACCACUGUGGUUUUUGCUGGCAUGCUGGUUGGAGCAUAUACAUGGGGCGUAAUCUCAGACAAAUAUGGAAGGAGGAAAGGAUUUUUUGUUACAGCAAUAAUGACAUCAGUCGCUGGUUUUCUUAGUGCCUUUGCCCCGAACUACAUCGCGUUGCUUAUUUCCCGUUGCUUGGUUGGCUUUGGGAUUGGGGGCGGUCCUGUGCUCUUAGCAUGGUUUCUAGAGUUUGUACCUGCACCAAACAGAGGCACUUGGAUGGUGGUUUUCUCAGCAUUCUGGACCGUCGGAACAAUUUUUGAGGGUGGUCUGGCCUGGAUUAUCAUGCCAAGAUUAGGUUGGAGGUGGCUACUUGCUCUGUCUGCUCUGCCCUCAUUCCUCCUCCUUGUAUUUUAUACUUUGACACCUGAGUCACCAAGGUAUUUAUGCUUGAAAGGUCGAAAAAAUGAAGCACUUGUUAUUUUGAAGAAAAUUGCCAAACUAAAUGGAAAAGAAUUGCCUCCUGGUGUUGUUGUUGCUGGUAACGAAAUUGAGCUGCAAGGAAAUAAUCAUCUACCCGUGAGUAAAGAUAAAAAUGUGUGUGCCGCACCUCCUCCUCCUCCUCCCAAGCAGAAGGAUUCUCGCAUGGGGGUCUUCAAAUCAGUGCUAAUGCUUUUCUCACCAAGAUUAGUUAGGUCAACCUUGCUUUUAUGGGUGGUAAUCUUUGCAAAUGCAUUUUCAUAUUAUGGCCUCGUGUUGCUGACCACGGAGUUGAACGAUAGGAGUAAUUCAUGCCAUCAAACUAAAAAGCAGUCACAAAAGCCUGCUAAUAUUAAUUACAAACAGGUUUUUAUCACAAGUUUUGCAGAGUUUCCGGGGCUCAUUCUGUCCGCACUCGUAAUUGAUAGACUUGGUCGUAAACUUUCAAUGGCGGCUAUGUUCUUUGUUUGUUGCAUCUUCCUGCUGCCAUUGGUAGUCCAUCAGUCUACAGGUGUAACAACAGCACUUCUGUUUGGAGCUCGAACAUGCAUCACUGGAACAUUCACGAUUGUUUAUAUAUAUGCUCCAGAGCUUUACCCGACCUUUAUGCGAACAACCGGCGUCGGGGUUGCAAGCUCAGUGUCAAGAAUCGGAGGAAUGGUUUGCCCUCUUGUGGCAGUCAGUUUGGUACAAGGAUGUCAUCAAACUGCAGCAGUUGUUUUCUUUGCGAGUAUAGUGUUUGUAGCAGGGAUCUGUGUAUUGCUCUUUCCAUUUGAAACUAAAGGCCUUGAUUUGGCUGAUAAUUUAUCUAGUACAAAACAGGAAAAACCCCAAGACUCUGAGACAGGAAGAGCUUUGAUCUGAGUAAUUCUACUAUAUUAGGCCGAAGUGUCCAUAAUGAAAUGGGUCACACCAUUGCUUGGUCUAUGAAGGGUUCUUUUUUCCUUUUCUUCUUCAGGGUUUGCAAUCUGCACUUUCUUUGUAUAUUAUACGAUCUGUUCACAAAUAAAUAACCAUUGGAGAAA
Messenger RNA from Populus euphratica (Euphrates poplar), 1922 nucleotides. RefSeq names its product organic cation/carnitine transporter 7-like. Lineage: Eukaryota; Viridiplantae; Streptophyta; Magnoliopsida; Malpighiales; Salicaceae. Gene Ontology annotation, biological process: transmembrane transport. The transcript is spliced from 6 exons. Gene Ontology annotation, molecular function: transmembrane transporter activity. Gene Ontology annotation, cellular component: membrane. Bases 250 to 1761 code for a protein of 503 amino acids. The record is from RefSeq and is a predicted model, not a curated record.